Messenger RNA from Drosophila bipectinata, 2479 nucleotides. Its product is annotated as zinc finger protein 473. Gene Ontology annotation, cellular component: nucleus. Gene Ontology annotation, molecular function: DNA-binding transcription factor activity, RNA polymerase II-specific; RNA polymerase II transcription regulatory region sequence-specific DNA binding. Gene Ontology annotation, biological process: regulation of transcription by RNA polymerase II. The record is from RefSeq and is a predicted model, not a curated record. NCBI's taxonomy places the organism in Eukaryota, Metazoa, Arthropoda, Insecta, Diptera, Drosophilidae.
ACUUCUGGUCACACUACUAAGCAUGGGUAAACAUUUACAAAAAAGUUUUGGAGGAAAUUCACGUAUUUGAGGGCUUUUGGGCAGUUAUUCUUAAUUUGUGACCCAAUCGUCCAUAAAGGAUGUCCAGAUAGGACAGCUCAAGGCGGGAGAAAAGCCGGCUGCGCGCAAUCAAAAUGCAGGACGGUCCUCUGCCGGAUUCCGGCAGCGAGGGAGAUUACCGUGGCGUCAAAACCGAAAAGAUGGACGUUUCUGGACGUGAGGCGGAAGCCCAUGAAUUAAAUUGUACUAUUUGCGGAGCCAAGAAAGCAUCGCCACUGCUGGACCUGCGAACCAAUCAGGCGAUGCAUCGUCGGCUGAGCCGCGAAUGGAAGAUGCAGGCCGAUGUUAUUCGCUCAACACUGAAAGCCAUAUGCGUGGAGUGUGUCUGCAAGCUAAACAUGCACUCGGAGGUCACGCGGUCUCUCAUGCAACGGAUGCAGCGGUUGCAACGCUCCAACACUGUGACCACCACUACAGUGACUCCCACUCAGCUUAGUCCCCCUAUCGCCGAUGCCGAGGUCUCGACCACGUUGAUCGAUUGCCAGGAGGAAGGAGAACGGCGAAACAGGCACAGCUGUCGCAGCUCCAUGUCGUCUCACAAUGGUCUGGAGGCCUAUUCCGCUCAACCACCCGAAUCCCCCUCGGCAACAGAGUCCGGUGGCAGGCACGCCGGCACCCAGUCGGGAUGGAGGUGGCGCACGCGGCUGGAGUGCCAGCAUUGCGGACGAGCCUAUUUCCGGCGGGACUAUUUUGCUCAGCACAUACGAAGAUGCAGGAGCAGCAGAGACCAGACUCGAACAUCAUGGCCCAAGUGCCGGGUACUCAAUGAAGCUAGCAUUGAUGGCGAGGAGCAGAGUCCCGUCCGCACUUAUCACUGCCGAUCCUGUGAUGAGGAUUUUUCCAGCAAAAGCAACCUGCGACAGCACGAACGUUCAAAGCACCGUUCCAAGUAUUCCUGUGACUUGUGCGAUGCCAAAUGUGACACUAAGUACGAAUACGAAAUGCACCACACCAUUUGUAGUGCCAAAAAGGAGGCCCUUCAAAGGGAUGAAGCCUCUCAACCCACGUCGACGGAGCGAAAGGUGCGGUCCACUCGUUCCCGCUCCCGGGCCUGUUCCAAUUUCCGAGAGGUAAACGAAACAGUGGAUAAGAUGGAAGAAGACGACAGCGACGAGGAUGACGAUCAGGAGGAGGCCAUGUACACGCGGCGCAUGAACUUCACGGGCGACUGGAUAGUGAACCACAGUAGGAGCAAUAGCAACAGUGCUCUAAAUGUAUCCGCCCUCUAUGACGACUACGAGCCGGGGGAAACGCACAUAACAACGGACAAGGAGUACGAUCUCUACCAGCUGGACCUACUGAAGGCUCAGGUCCGUCUGAAUGCCUUCUCCUGCUUUUCCCCAGCCUGCUGUUAUCAGACCAACAACUUGGUGGCCCUGAUGAAACACGACUACAUGCAGCACUGGAAAAUGAGCUGGUUCUACUGCAACAAAUGUGGCGAUGUCUUCACGAGCAAAGUUUUCCUGGAUUACCACAUGCAUCGACAGAACCGCGGCCUAUUCAUUUGCCAUAAAUGUCGCGACGAGUUCGAGUUCCAGCAUCAACUGGACCGCCACCUGCUGCUCCACAGCAAGGGCAUCAACUACCACUGCAACUUCUGCCGUUUGGAGUUUCUCAGCGAGUCCAAGCUGCUGGCCCACUGCAAGCGCAGCGGUCACAGUCCGAACGAUGAGCCCUUGAUCCGGAUCGAACGCUCGCUCUCCAUUAGCAAUAUACCUCAUCCCGAAGCUGCCCGCAGCACACGCCAGGAGUACCAGGAGCGGGAAUUUUAUAUACCGCGGGUCAAAGUGCCCUCACUGCGCCCGAUGCCCUUGCCCAAUCACAAGCCAUUCCGCUUCUCGAUCGGCAUUGUGGAGUUUGACGAGGGCAACCCACCCAACUGCGUUGGAUGCCAUUGAAGCACACCCAGGUCUUUUCUCCCAGUCAGAGCUUGCAAUAUUAGCCAGUAAUUUGUGUCCAUUGUCUUUUCAUGAAGUCUGAUGUUCAAAAUCAUAGUGAUCUUCUAUGUUCGCCACCGAUCGCGUAUUUUUGUAAAAAAAAACCACAAAAAGAAAGACUUUGUAUUCUUUUGAUUCUUCAGUCAGUUUAUUUUUCGUUCUUUCGGGUGUAUAAGGAUAAUUUAGAUUGCAUUACAACUUGUAGGUUACUUACUAGGGUCUAGGUCUAUAACUUGCGUGUGAAGUCGGGUGUGUGGACUGUGGAUCCUAUGUACAGAGUUUCUCGUAUAUAACAACUUAAUGUGUAUAAGUAUGUGUUUAUAUUUAAAGAGCCUAUUGCAUUGCCCCCAGCGCAUGGUUUUCGUUUUGUUUUGUUGCUUAGAAGUAAGUAGUCCUAGUCUAAGGAUCGAACUUAAGGUACUCUUAGAACUAAUCAAUUUGCU